Molecule: messenger RNA, 1227 nt
Organism: Nicrophorus vespilloides
Lineage: Eukaryota; Metazoa; Arthropoda; Insecta; Coleoptera; Silphidae
Product: guanylate kinase
Exons: 4
Coding region: 395-985 (196 amino acids)
Biological process (GO): purine nucleotide metabolic process
Cellular component (GO): cytosol
Molecular function (GO): GMP kinase activity
Source: RefSeq, a predicted model, not a curated record
GAGAAUUGGAUCGGAAUUUCGAGAACUGCUAUUAAAAGCAGUGAAUCAGAUCCUCCGCUAAAAUAUACUCAUGGUUUGUUAACCUCAAAGCUCUAUAGCGCUCUCUAACGUUUCAUUGUGAGCAAGUCGUCCUUAUGUUGAAAACCAUCGAAUAAGAGAGCAGUGUUGUUUGGACGACCGCACGAGAAUCUUCGAAACGAUCUAUUGUUGUUUACCAGCAGAAUCAGAACAUUUCGAAGAAGAGGAAACAGGAGCACCCUUCGUGCAAAGCCAACCCGAUCAAUAAUAUAGCGUGAGGUGAGAUAAGUCGAAGUAAUUCGUCUAAUAUCUCUCCCAUUCCACACAUAUUUGUGUUGCGUUCAGCACGAUUCGGUUAUUCAAAGUUCUAUCGGCGAUGAUAGGGUCACGUCCGAUAGUCAUGUGCGGUCCAUCCGGGUCCGGCAAGAGCACCCUGUUGACCCGCCUGAUGACCGACCAUCCCGAAAAGUUCGGAUUCUGCAUAAGCCACACCACCAGGAAGCCACGCGUCGGCGAAGAGAACGGCGUCCAUUACCAUUUCAUCGAGAAGUCGGCGAUGGUCGACGCCAUCAAGAACGGUGAGUUCAUCGAGAACGCGACGUUCGGCGGGAAUCUGUACGGUACCAGCAAGGCGGCCAUCGAGACCGUCUUCAAGAACGGCAAGGUCUGCAUCCUGGACAUCGAGAUGCAGGGCGUCAAGCAGGUGAAGCAGUCCGACCUCAAACCGCACUACAUUUUCAUCAAUCCACCCUCGAUAGAAGUGCUGAAGGAGCGUCUGCUCGCUAGAAACACCGAAACUGAAGAGAGUCUCAAACUGAGACUGAGCCAUGCUGAAGAAGAAAUCGAAUACGGUAUUGUACCAGGUAAUUUUGAUAUUAUCAUAGUAAACGAUGACCUGGACAGUGCGUACGCAAGGCUGAAUGCCUUCAUCAAUGAGAAAGUCCUCGAAGGCAGUUCAAGGUAUUGAGGAAAAGUGAGGCAAGCAACGAUAAUUUUGUCAAUAGAGCAAGUACAAACCAUUAGAAUAUAUUGUUAGCAACAUUCCCCUUUUACAUAAGAUAUUAAAAAUAGUGCAAUGUCCAUGUAGUAGUAGUUGCUUACUGAAUGUAUUGGCACGUAUUGAUAUUUAUGCUAAUUGCAAACUGGAUAUUUCAUUGUUCGAGGUGCCAAAAUAUUGUUGUUCACACUUCAUAUAUUAUUUCUAUGCAG